Epinephelus fuscoguttatus (brown-marbled grouper) is the source of this 5365-nucleotide messenger RNA. Its product is annotated as carboxyl-terminal PDZ ligand of neuronal nitric oxide synthase protein. NCBI's taxonomy places the organism in Eukaryota, Metazoa, Chordata, Actinopteri, Perciformes, Serranidae. The record is from RefSeq and is a predicted model, not a curated record. The coding region runs from base 533 to 2536 and encodes 667 amino acids. Gene Ontology annotation, molecular function: nitric-oxide synthase binding. The transcript has 11 exons.
GGACUAACCAACUUGUGUGCUGCCUGUCUCUCAGCUCCGGGUUGCAUCAUGCCUGGGAACUUUGCUCCAAUGAGGGACGCGCUUUGUGCUUUGUUGUGGAGGCAGGGAGAGAGAGACGGGUGCAGCGUUGCCACCAACAGGACGGGAUUAAAAAAAACACACACAGCGAGCAACAUCACCUGCGGAGAGAAAACACCGCUUGUUACACUGGAUUUCCCCCGUGGCUUUGGAAACAGACACCCUCCACGUUGCUGUGCUUUGGUUAUUUAGAAGAAGCGUUGGAUAUAUGGGAGGAAAUCCUUAAGUGUGUCUCGGUGUAUUGUCACAGGGAAAGGGGCGCCCAAAUCUGUCCCUCCUGAGGACGGGACCUUUUUGGAGCUCAAAGCAACAACAAUGGACUGCCUCUCCACUGGGAACUCUCUCCUGGCGCCGAGCUGUACACACACAUGGGACUGUAGCGUGUCAAACAAAGGCGACAUCUGUCUGUUUAGUUGUUAAACAGUGUUUAGUGUGUCGGCGGUAGGAGCCCGUGAUGCCCGCGAGGAACAGGUACAACCUGGUGGACGAUGUGGCGGACUCGAGGGUGCCGCUGCACAAUGAGGAGGCGUACCAGCAUGGGAUUUCUUUCCAAGCCAAGUAUGUGGGGAGUCUGGACGUGCCCAGGCCUAACAGUCGGAUGGAGAUCGUGGCAGCCAUGAGGAGAAUCAGGUAUGAAUUCAAGGCCAAGAGCAUCAAGAAGAAGAAAGUCAGCAUUGUGGUGUCUGUGGACGGAGUGAAGGUGAUUCUGAGGAAGAAACAGAAGAGGAAAGAAUGGACAUGGGAUGAGAGCAAGAUGCUGAUCAUGCAUGAUCCCAUUUACAGGAUUUUCUACGUUUCUCAUGACUCCCAGGACUUAAAGAUCUUCAGCUACAUCGCAAGAGACGGUUCCAAUAAUUCCUUCAGAUGUAAUGUCUUCAAGUCAAAGAAGAAGACACAGGCCAUGCGUAUUGUGCGCACAGUGGGUCAGGCCUUUGAAGUGUGCCAUAAGCUCAGUCUGCAGCAUGCUGAGCAGGAUGCAGACGGACAGGCGGAUGGAGAGAGUGACAAGUCUACAGAGGAAUCCAGCAGCCAUGGUCGUAAGCUGACGGGUGCAGAGCGAGGGGAGGAAGAGGAGGACAGCAAAGUUGCAGGAAGACGAGGAGGGGAAGAUCCUUCAGCUGGCACUUCACUGUGUGAAAAGGCAGUCAGUGAAAUUCUGCAGAGUCUGGCUGAGCUGAACGUGGUCAAACCGGGACAGACCAUAAUGGACUUUGAUCGAAGGUCCCUCUUCACCGUGACGUCCCAAGGCAUUACUCCCAGCAGCCCUUGCUCUCGCUCUCUCACUCCGCUGGCAUCACAGCACUACCUGCAGCUUCUUCAGCAGCAGCUGCAGCAGCAACAGCAGCACACACAAGUGGCCGUAGCACAGGUGCAGCUGUUGAAGGAUCAGAUGGCAGCAGAGACCGCUGCUCGGAUGGAGGCUCAGGCCCGCGUCCACCAGCUGCUGCUGCAGAACAGGGACUUGCUGCAGCACCUGGCCCUGCUCGUGCAGCAGCUGAAAGAGCUGGAGGCCCGCUCCCCGAAAACACAGCCAGGACAGUCACAACAGGAGCCUCAGGCUAAUGGACACAAUGGUCAGCUGUCACCAGCCAGCUCUGUGUCCACAUCAGCAAAGGCUCUGUCUCUGAAUCUGAAGAACCACUACAGCCAGACCCUGGACCAGCUCAUCACCUCCACACCUGCAUGGCCACUCCAAACCUCACCACUCUCCCCCACCCAAGUGGACUGCGCUGAGUCCUACCUGAACCUGCUCAACCUGGAGAACAGCACUGAACCAGGCGCGCAAGUCAACGGAGACCUGGACCCCUUUAUCAGGACCAAUGGGACAGCUGACAGCAAGGAGAGCUCCUGCAAUGAGAUCGUCCCAUUGACGUUACGAAACUCCGCCAACAUGGAUGAAAAGUAUAAACAGAUAAUCCCCAAAAUUGACCCUCCACCCUCCAUGAACCGCAAGCGGGCCAGCAGGACUUUGUCUCCAGGAUCUGAAGUCACAGCUGUGCCCCCACCCGGAGAGGUCACCACUAACGACGGGGCCCCCAGCCGCAGCAGCAGCCUCUCAUUCCCGGACAUCACCCCCAGCUCCUUGUCGUCCGCUGAUUUCCACUCCCUCAGCAACGGCGAGAGCAGCUCCUGCUCGGCCAGCGAGGACUCUGGUGUCCGCUCCGAGACCAAGUCCCUGCUGUCGCCGCUUCGCGAUGACGACGACCUGUUCGGGGACCGCGGGACAUUUUUAACGGCCUCCAGCGGCUGUGACAGUCCCCUGGAGGAGAGAAGUGAAGCAGUGCUCUCUUCCACUGAGUCUGCUGAGCCCCACACCCUCGCCUCACAUCCGGACACCUGUGAGCACCCACUACCCUUCUCCUCUCCUAUGAAUGAGACCUGCCUUCACAUCAGUUUCUCUGAGGACGAGCUGCUGGAGAGCAACCAGGAAGACCCUAAUGUCCCACAGCGGAGUUAGGAGGAUGAGCUCAUGGGCCCUUGGAGACCUUUCACUCUGUCCUCCAAUCAGCUUUUAACGCAAUACUUACUGUCAGACCCUCCUAUGUUUGCACUGGGCUCCAUUUCAGGACUUUUAAUUAUUUCGUCCAGACAUAGCAUAUACCAGUUACUGAUAAAUAAUCUAUUGUAUAAAUUAUUAGCCGAUGGACAGAUUUAGUAUUUUUGUAAUGAAAUUAAUGAUCUAAUUUACUUUUUAGUGACUAGAAUGUUAAACAGAAUAUAUGUAGCAAUUCUUGCACUGUUAAGGUCACACAUAAGUUACCGUAGAAUUCAAAGAAAAUGAGGAUAGACUUUUUAUUUUUGCUAGUAGUCAACCUUAAAACGUUAUUUUGUAUGAUGCUUCGCUGUGGUGCAAACUAUUGUGGGAAAUAUCAUUUUCUGCAGAUUUCACAGGAUGAUCAUGGCGAUCAUGCACAUGCUGGUGAUGUUGGGAAGAGCCUCGCCCUCUGUAAAGCACCUGACUGAAUGAUGGGAAGGAAGGAAAGAACAAGAAAGUCAGAUAAAGGAAAAAGGAAGGAUAGAAGUGAGCAGAUGUAGUUGUGUUAUGGGUUAUGCACACACAUUUGUGGCAGUGUGGUAUGUUUUUUUGUUAUUAGAGAUCAGUGGGUUUUAGAAUGUUUCGUGCUGCUUGUAUUUUGUUUUUUUUUUCAGACUUGCAGGCUUUGAAGCAGUGGGGGAAAAUUUUGUGGAAUAUCCGAAUGGAUUUUGUACGCUGUAUUCGCUGAUUCUGUAUGUAGAGUGGUUGUAAUCCUUCAAAAACACUGAAUUUAAGAUAUUUCAAUUUUGAGAAACAGCACAAGGAGAGAGCAUGCACUCCGAAAAUUGAGCUACUGGCUAUUACAGCCUUGGAUUGCACCUGUCUGAAUAGGGAGAGUGUUAUAACAUGAACCCUCAGACUCAAUGGGGAGAUAAUUGGGGAAUCACAGAGGACGUUGAAGAAAGACAGCCUGCCAAGUGGAUUUUCUCUGUUCUGCCUCUCACUCUGAGAAAUCCUGAUUUACCAGCGUAUCAGUUUCAUUUAGAGCUGUCAGGAUAGAUUAAGCUGACAUUGUAAAUAUAUCUAAACAUUCGGAGCAUUGUUUUAACUUCAUCAGCGUAUAUCAAUAUACUGUACAGCUACAACAAUCAAUCAAUCAAUCAGUUAGUCCAUCAAUUGUUAAAAACAAUUUUAACAAUCAUUUAAUAAUUUGAAAUAGAUUUAAGGCAGAAAUGACAAAAAAAGGUUUCAGCUUCUUAAAUGUAAAUAUUUGGUAAAUAUUUACUGGAUUUUCGGAUAUUCAGUGAAUAUCUUUGGCUUUUGUCCUGAGAUUUCUGACAUUUUAUAGAUUAAGUGAUGAGUAAUCCCAGAAAAUAAUGGUAGAUAAUAAGAGCAAGCAUUUGUUGCAUGUAGCUGUUUCUUUUUUUACGUGCAUGUGGCCAGAUUUUACUGCUUUAUUGUUAGGGGUGUCCCCGACUAAGUAUUUACGUAGUCGAAUCUGAUUUAUAAAAUGUUGCUUAUCCUCAUCUGAUAGUCGAAUCAUGUUGUUUUAUUAUGCACAAGUUUUCAGGAUGUCCAUCCAUACGUCCAUCCCAUUCUUGGGAACGUAAUAUCUCAAGCAUGCCUUCAUGGAAUUUCUUCAAAAUUGGCCAAACGUUAAACUGAUUAGCUGUUGUUAAGGUCACUGUGACCUUGCGUGUGUCUCAUUCUUUGGAGCAUAAUAUUUUAAAAAGGCUUUGAGGGAAUUUCCUCAAAUUUGGCAUAAUCGCCCAUUUGGACAUAAGAAUGAACUUAUUAGAUUUUGGUAGUCAAAGGUCAAGGUCACUGUGACCUUGCAUUCAUCUCAUUCUCAUUAACCUGAUAUCUCAAGAAGGCCUGAUUUUGAUUGAUUUCUUCAAUUUUAGCUCAAACAUUCACUUGGACUCAAGAUUGAACUAUUAGAUUUUGGUGUUCAAAGGUCAAAGGCCGUUGUGACAUGAUGUUCUGUAUAAACAUUUCUGGAACUGGUGACAAAUCUUCGGUGUCCACCUUGAAACUAUGUUGAUUGUAUAGAUCUCUUGUGCUGCAGUGUUUAACAUGUAUGUGAAGCAUCCACGUUUUAGGAUUUGUAGCUUGUUUGCAGCAGCAUCCAUAUUUAAGGAUUGUCAUCUGUCAUGGCUAAAUAUGAGUCUGGGCAGACAUGGAUGUUUACUGCAACUUGAGUGGUUCGCUGAGGCAUAAAACUGUGAGACAGUAAUUCGAGUUUUAUUUUAGUUUUGCUCGUUGAUGCAGAUUUCUUUUUGCGACAUUAGUUUCCAUUUUUACACACCAAACAAAUGAGCUGAAACAUCCAAGUAAACAAUUUCAAGAAUUUGUUGUAUAAUAGAACGUCUUCCAUCCAGCUCAGGGUCACCCCUAGUUAUAGUACAAGUGUUUUAUUCAGUUGAGCGCAGGUGUAACCUUCGACAAGUUGCAGUGAUACUAAAAGGACGCGAGAGGAAAAGAAGCCGAGGUGUGAGAAGAGAGGUGGUGUAAAGGUGCAGGUGUAAAAUGGCCACAGGCGAAGCUUUUAACACCCAGAAAAGAGGCUUUUCUCAACAUCACCUGGGGCUGGAAGCUGUAACAGCAAUAACACGUGGAAGAAAAAAUAAUAAAGAGGAAUAGUCGAAGAACUUAAGUACUCACUUGUGUUUUUUUUCCCCCCACAUUUUUUUAUCCAAGUUAUUGUCUGUGUAGGUACAGUGUUCAAAGGAACCUCUGCUCACUCACUUUACUGUUUAAAUCCACUGUCAUUGGAUGUUUGUUAUUUUUUACCUGCUGGAUUCUUUUUUU